Molecule: messenger RNA, 2523 nt
Organism: Pseudomyrmex gracilis
Lineage: Eukaryota; Metazoa; Arthropoda; Insecta; Hymenoptera; Formicidae
Exons: 5
Coding region: 1-2523 (840 amino acids)
Biological process (GO): DNA integration
Molecular function (GO): nucleic acid binding
Source: RefSeq, a predicted model, not a curated record
AUGAAGGAAAGCAGUAUUACAACAAAGUUACAGGUUGUUUUCAACGCCUCAGCACCUACUACCACAAGCUUGUCACUCAACGACAUACAAAUGGUGCUUUUAGAGCCGUUGCAGCGUGUAUUUCAACGCAUACUUUGGAGAGAGUGUUCGUCUAACCUGGUUGACACAUAUGAGUUGCGUACUGUCACUUACAGAAUGGCUUCCAGUGCUUUUCUAGCCAUCAGGUGUCUGUUCAGCCUUACCAAAAAGUAUCAGGAAUCCUUCCCCAAGGCGGCAAACGCCAUACGCAUAUCUCCAUCCCAUGUGGAGGCAGUUCAGCUCAUUAUUGAUGUGACGCGCAUUCUGGCAUUGGGAUGCUUUGAAUUAAGAAAGUGGAUAUCCAACAAUGCAGAGGUUCUAGAAACGAUCGGAAGAUCCGGUGAUAAUCAUCAGUUUAUCAACCUAUAUGAGACUGAAACUACAAAAACCUUGGGGCUAUCAUGGUCCUCUAGCAAGGACGAGUUGAUCUAUCGCGUCACUUUAAACAGCCACCUCGGACCAGCCACAAAGCGUUCUGACGAGCCUCUUCCGCCGGAGUUGCAAUCCAAGUGGGCCUUAUUUGUCAACGAACUUACUUUACUCAAUGAUCUUCGUGUUCCACGACAGGUCUGUUGCACAUCCCCACAAGUGGAAAUACAUGGGUUUGCAGAUGCAAGCGAGUUAGCCUACGGCGGUUGCGUCUACGUAAGAUCUACGGAUAAAGCAUUAACAGUUUCCGUCCGUUUGCUGUGCGCCAAAUCAAGAGUCGCUCCCCUGAAACCACUCACAAUACCGAAGUCGGAGUUAAGCGCGGCUCACGUUUUAGUGAGUUUGGUAAGCAAGAUCACGUCGUCAUUGGAUGUGAAGAUUGACUCCGUCCAUUAUUGGAGAAAUUCCGUUAUUUGCCUAAGCUGGAUACGACUUGAACCUCAUCGUCUUUAUGUGUUUGUCCGUAAUUGGGCAUCUGACAUACAAGCGCAAUCUCAUCCGGGCAGUUGGAAGUAUGUUCCAUCCUCCGAUAAUCCCGCGGAUGUGUUAUCCAGAGGCGCCUCUCCAAGGAUGCUGUCACAGUCAAGACUUUGGUGGCAUGGGCCAGCCUGGUUGAGGGAGUCUGAGAGUCAUUGGCCAAGUCAAAUCGAUCGCGUGCCUACUGAGCUACCGAAGCUACGGGACGCAACUUUGAACAUUCUGCACGUCGCAACGACCAAAUGCAUUAUUUCAUUCGAAAGAUACUCCACAUUAGAAAGGCUGGAGAGAGUAGUGGCCUUUUGCAUAAAGUUUAUAAAUAUACAAGUGCAUAAGCUACCCAUUAAGGGCUUUCUCAGCGCGCAAGAAGUAUGGCAUGCAACCAUUGUGUUGGUGAGAUUGUCACAACAAGAGUCGGUUCUCGAGGAAUAUAGUGCGCUGUCUGCUGGCAAGGACAUAUCCGCACGGAGCAAGAUUCUUGGCUUAAAGCCCUUUUUACACACCGACAAGACCAUACAAGUAGGAGAUCGCUUGGGGCGAUCUGAGUUUGGCUUCGACAAAAAACACCCAAUGAUAUUUUUAUCGAAGCAUCAUCUAACUAAACUCUUAUUCCAGAGCGAACACAAGCGUCUUCUGCAUGCUGGUCCUCAGCUGUUGAUGUCUCAUGUCAGGGAGACCAAGCCUAAACCGAUUGCGCCGCAAAUGGCAGACUUACCACUCGACCGCGUAACACCCAUUUCCGUCUUCUAUAGUACUGGCGUGGAUUAUGCCGGGCCCUUUGUCACAAAGGACAGAAAGGGACGAGGCUGCAAAACUUACAAAUCCUACAUCUGCUUGUUUAUUUGCAUGGCUACAAAAGCCAUUCAUCUUGAGCUGGUUUCCGAUCUCACCACGGAAAACUUCAUCCUGGCGCUCCGUAGAUUUGUCGGUCGUCGAGGAAGACCUGCCAAAAUAUCCUCCGAAAAUGGAACUAAUUUUGUUGGCGCUCAUUCUGAGUUGCAACGCCUCGGAGAGUUUCUCAAAGAAAACGAGGGACAACUACAAGAUCGAUUGGUGACGGAAAAAAUUAACUGGAGCUUCAUUCCCUCUUAUUCACCGCACUUUGGGGGUAUUUGGAAAGCAAGAGUAAAGUCUACUAAGCAUCAUCUGAAGAGGGUCGUGGGAAACGCGCUACUAACAUUUGUAGAAGAGUUCUACAGCUUACUGGUGCAAAUCGAAUCCGUAUUGAACUCGCGCCCUCUUUUGCUCAUGUCCUUUCAUUCAAUGGAUUUACAGCCACUCGCACCAGCUCAUUUCAUCACUGGUAGUUCAUUGACAACUAUACCUUGUCCAGAUAUGACUGAUAUCCCUGAGACACGACUGUCUCGUUAUCAGAAGAUUCAGCAGAUGCAGCAGAACUUUUGGAAACGCUGGUCCAAAGAGUCUGUGUCUGAGCUGCAGUGUCGCACCAAGUGGAAGACUAGUGUGGGCACGCUCAAGGUCGACGAUCUGGUCUUGGUCAAGGAGGACAAUUUACCUCGAGCAGCAGUUAUUUCGUAG